Molecule: messenger RNA, 1633 nt
Organism: Balaenoptera acutorostrata (minke whale)
Lineage: Eukaryota; Metazoa; Chordata; Mammalia; Artiodactyla; Balaenopteridae
Gene: CD74
Product: CD74 molecule
Exons: 9
Coding region: 187-1023 (278 amino acids)
Biological process (GO): positive regulation of kinase activity; T cell activation involved in immune response; protein trimerization
Cellular component (GO): cell surface; cytoplasm; membrane
Molecular function (GO): MHC class II protein binding; cytokine receptor activity; macrophage migration inhibitory factor binding
Source: RefSeq, a predicted model, not a curated record
GGGGGGUAUUUCCAGCUUUGUGGCUUUCACUUCCACCUCUACUAGGUGGGCGGAGUGCCCUCCUGUGGACGAAUCAGAUUCUUUCUCAGCCCCAAUUUCAAGAGGUGAGCCAGGGGCUCAGCGUCCCAGACACGCAGGAGGCAGCAGCAGCAGCAGCAGGAGAGGGGAAGACCAGAGGCCAGAACCAUGGAAGACCAACGUGACCUCAUCUCCAACCAUGAGCAGAUGCCCAUGCUGAGCCAGCGCCCCAGAGCCCAGGAGAGCAAGUGCAGCCGUGGAGCCCUGUACACAGGCUUUUCCGUCCUGGUGGCUUUGCUCCUGGCCGGCCAGGCCACCACUGCCUACUUCCUGUACCAGCAGAAGGGCCGCCUGGACAAGCUGACAGUCACCUCGCAGAACCUGCAGCUGGAGAACAUGCGCAUGAAGCUUCCCAAACCCGCCAAGCCUCUGAGCAAGAUGCGGGUCGCCACCCCGAUGCUGAUGCAGGCGCUGCCCAUGGAAGGCCCGGAGCCCAUGCGGAACGCCACCAAGUACGGCAACAUGACACAGGACCAUGUGAUGCAGCUGCUCCUGAAGGCUGACCCCCUGAAGGUGUACCCGCAGCUGAAGGGGAGCUUCCCAGAAAACCUGAAACACCUUAAGGACACCAUGGAUGGCAUGGACUGGAAGCUCUUUGAGAACUGGAUGCAUCAGUGGCUCUUGUUUGAAAUGAGCAAGAUCUCAGUGGAGGAGAAGCCCUUUGAAGUUCCACCAAAAGUACUGACCAAGUGCCAGAAAGAGGUCAGCCGCAUCCCUGACAUCCACCCGGGCAUGUUCAGGCCCAAGUGCGACGAGAACGGCAACUAUAUGCCGCUCCAAUGCUAUGGGAGCAUCGGCUACUGCUGGUGUGUCUUCCCCAACGGCACCGAGGUCCCCCACACCAGGAGCCGUGGGCACCAUAACUGCAGCGACCCACUGGAGAUGGAGGAUCUGUCGUCUGGGCUGGGCGUGUCCAAGCAGGAUCUCGGUCAGGUCAUCCUGUGAGCACAGCAGACACAGACGCCAGCACUCAGCCAGCCCUGCAUGGCCACAGUUUCCCUGGCCCCCUACCCUAGCCCCUCUCCUUCCUUUACACACCCCUCCCCUUGCCGUCUCCCACCCUGCACUUCAUUCUAUGAGACUCUGGAGCCUGGCUCUCCAUCAUCCUUGGACACAUCAAAUCAUCAGAACGGCACAGAUUAAUAAUACAGAAGGGCCCUGCUGCUCAAAGCGCCAUCCACUAGCAGGGACACAAGGCCCAGGGAGAUGGACCAUGAACCAGGCCGACCCCCACUUCUGACACCACAUGGUGCUCCAAGAUCUAGGCCCAUGGAAGAGGUGGGCAGGUGUAGGGAGAAGGGACGGCACUGACCCAAGCCCCAGGACUGACACCUCUGCUGUCCCCUCCCCCACUGGCCUCGGCCUUCCAGCCCGUUUAACUGGGGGGGAGGAGCCACCCUUUCCCUCUCCCCAGCAUCACCCACCCAGGAAGAACCAGCCUCUCCACCCACAGCCCCUCCUUUCUACCAACCCCCAGUUCCAUCUGCACAGCCAAGCUUGUCAUCGGCCCUCAGGGCCAUGGCGCCUGUGAGAAUAAAAGGUAGUGAGUAGAACA